Messenger RNA from Dreissena polymorpha, 2028 nucleotides. Its product is annotated as cilia- and flagella-associated protein 161-like. Gene Ontology annotation, cellular component: motile cilium. NCBI's taxonomy places the organism in Eukaryota, Metazoa, Mollusca, Bivalvia, Myida, Dreissenidae. The coding region runs from base 87 to 974 and encodes 295 amino acids. The record is from RefSeq and is a predicted model, not a curated record. Gene Ontology annotation, biological process: cilium assembly. The transcript has 6 exons.
AUAUGUAUUUACUGCGGCUGUGUCGAGCUGUUGUCAAGGUAAACAACCAUUAGUUAGCAAGUUGUGUUGUCUGACAGACUAACAAAAUGAGUGUAAGAACAUAUAAUCCGUCUGUAAGAGUGGGAAACUGGAAUGAAGAUAUUCAACUUGAAGAGGACACACUGAAAGAGUUUCUACAGAAGAGAGAAUCUGGUGAACUGCUUUAUCAGAAGAGAACUAAAUUAGAACAGACUAUAUUUAAAACCAUUAAUUUAAGUAUCUCAAGAGAUGGUUUUGUCCACUUUGGUGACAAAGUCAGCAUCAGAUGCCCCGGGGCCUUGGAUAAAACACAGUACUUUGCACACAUUGAGCCCAGAAACGAUUGCCAGUUAGCUGUUGUACCACAGAUCAACAAGAUAUUGUACUCAAACAAAUUUGAGGCACCAUGCAAUGUCACAGGAAGCAGGGACUGCGCUUCGAAUCUAAGAAGCACUUUUGUUAUUAAAAGUAAGGACGGAACAAGAGAUGGUGAGCCUUUGAGAUAUGGGCAGGUUUUCUAUUUGUCAACCAUGGAUAAUGAAGGGGGGAAUCUGUUGCUGCAAAGCGACCGACUUACUCUUCACAAAUCUCCAAACAAGUCCCGUCACCAGGAAGUGUGCCUUGUAUCAGAGCCCUCCUCUCUCACAGAAUGGAAGAUCCUGCACUUCAAGCCCAAACUGCGAUUUGAGUACGAGGGCGUCCCAGUACCGGCCAACGACAAAGUGAUCAUCAAUCACGUAGUAACAAACCAAGACCUGUGUGUGGAAGAGGACAUUGCCAUACGCACAUCGUUCGGCACUUGCGAGUAUGAGAUCACUGCCUGCACAAAGCUGGACUCGCAUCGUGCCGAGAAGGAGCAAAACCAUUGGAUGAUUGUCAUGGGCAUGCCUGGGGAUGACAUCUACCCCAUAUUGGAGGCUUCAAGAGAGACCACUGCUGGAACAUCGAGUUCAUAAUUAUUGCACUUGAAAAAGACUAACUUAAUAUGAAUAACUUAAUAAGAAUUAUGAUAUUUUUAUGUGCAAGGAAUGUUCAAGGUGUGAUUUGUAAGCUAUAUUCUAAAAAAAACAACUCACACUAUUUCUUCUCAAUUAAAGUGUCUCUAAGUGUAUCACAUUUUUUAGUUUUAUUUAAAGGUAGACAUUUUGAUAGUUUUCAAAUUGCAAGUUGGUAAAUUGUGAUUAUAAAUACAAGUAAUACAUAUUUAUUGAUAUUGGUACAUGUUAUUUUAACCUUUCUACUGUGACAACUUCUUCCUGGUUCCAUAAUUAAUUCAUAUCUAUCCUACAAAAAUAAGUUCAAGAAAACUAUCAAGUUUUGUUUAGUUCUCUUAGAAAACGAGAUUUUCACUUUUUGGACUUUUGCUUAUUAGUCUAAUCAUUUUAGCAUAAACAUGUUUAAUCAACCGAAAUUAAUAGAUCUUCUACGUGUUUUAUUACAUGGCAUCAUGCUAUUUUGUGUAAAGUAUUGACAUGGCUGUUAAGAAACAAGACUGUGAUAUUUGUGUGCAAGAUUGUUGAAUGAAACCGCUUUCAUUUCAUAGGCGAUUUAUUUAUGCCAUCAAAAUGUAUAUAUUACGUUUUAAUCAAUUAAAAUAUCAUAUAAGGUUGUAAACAAAUAUUUACUCUUAAUAUAAAGAUGUGUACACACGAAUUUUAUAUAUGUUGCAUUUGUAGGUAUUAACUAAGUUAUUGAAUGUACAGUAGAAUAGCAAAUUAAAAUCAAUCUUCCUCAAUUAAAUUGUAUCAUUUCAAAUCGCACAUGCCGUGGUAUAAUAUAGUUCACAUAGAUAUAUCCCAUAUACUUACUGCUACCAAAAUACAGCAUUAUUUCAGUAUAUAAAAGUAUUUGUACUGCCCAAAUUGAAUGUUGUAGACAAACCGUUAUUGGUAUUGUACGUUUACGUUUUGUAUAAUCUUGGUAAUUAUACAUGUGUAACAGUAUUGAGAGUAAUUUUAUUUUUAUGAUAUGCCAGCAUAAUUGAAUAAACAUAUUGUUUCUAACAUACUA